CUUGUUGGUGCGAAGAGUCGCGGAGGUUAGAUAUGUCUCGACGCAGCGACAGCGGCGAGCACCAGCAACAGCCUGCGGGCUCCCAUUAUGAGCCCAAGGACACGCCUCGGGAAGAAGAAACGGACGUCGAAAAGGGCGCAUUUGAUGCAAGUGGAUCCAACUCCCCAUCCCCCCCAGUUCUGACGACGCUGUCCAAAUCCAAACCCAAAGUGUGGCCGCACUUCAAGUUCAUCUUGACCAUGAUUGCACUCAACAUCACCAUCUUCGUUGUCGAAAUUGGCGAGAACGGGUGGAAGUUCGAGGAGGUGAAAGUGAACCCGCUGGUCGGUCCGUCCGGCGACUUGCUGCUUCGCAUGGGUGCCCAGCGGUCCGACCUGAUUUUCCAGGGCGAGUGGUGGCGCCUGUUCACGGCCAUGUUCCUCCACGGCGGCUUACUGCACUUGGCGUUCAACAUGCUCGCGUUGUACCAAUUGGGCGUGGAAUUGGAAAACACAUUCGACCGGCGUCGAGUCGUGUGCAUAUACUUUGCGUCGGGACUCAUCGGCGCCAUGUGCUCGGCAGUGUUCGUCCCGGAUGUGAUCGGCGUGGGGGCGUCAGGGGCGAUCUUCGGCCUCUUUGGGGCCACGUUUGCCGAGUUUGUCCUGAACUGGGACUUGUACGCAAAUCGAUUGUGUCAUAUGACCAACUUGAUCGGGGUCGCAAUUGUCAACUUGGGCAUUGGGCUGCUGCCGUUCGUGAACAACUUUGCCCACCUCUCGGGGUUCCUCGUACGCAUUUCUAGACAUAUACAUAUAUAUACCGUAUAUAUACAUUCCAAAUGACGUUACAUAUAUAUCACUUUUGGAUGAUGAUAUAUAUAUCACUUUUGCAUGAUGACACAUGUCACAUUUGGACGUUAACGUAUACUAGUACUACUUUUCCUCAUUGGCAACUAGAGUGGUUUGGGCAUGGGGUUUGCCAUGUUAAGUCUCCCAACCUCCCGGCAGCAUCGGCUCUUGAACACCCGCACGCCCAAGCAGCGACUGUUGGCCAAGAUUGGGGGCACUAUUACCAUUGUGUUCACCUUGCUUUUUACUAUUCUGCUGGCCACCGAGUCGAAUGCGACCAAGGCGUGCCCGUGGUGCAAGUACUUGGAUUGCGUGCCGGCGCCCUGGUGGAAUUGCGACGCGCCAGUCCAAGGGGAGUGUCUCGGCCAGCAGUUUACUAACGGCACGCUGGUCAUCACGUGUCCAGGGGGGCGCAAUGUCACGGCUCCGACCGGAAGUGCCUUUUCCGCUUCGGUCUGCGUCUCCGUUUGCUCGUAAUCUAGUAGGAUCACGACAUGGAAACUAUGGCGAUGCGAUUGUAUCAUGAGCGGAUUAAUAGUCGUGGGACACCGCUAAUAUUGUUUGAAAACUGAGGUCUCGGAAUUGCCAUUACACUGUCCUCUCUACUUGAGAGGAUUUGCAAGUGUCCGUUCGGGGUUGCGGUCUGAUCUGCACCAUGUUUUGUGUGUCAGAGGAAGCUAGAACGGAACUUUUGUUUUUGUUUUGCAACAAUCCGUUGGCGUGUACUACUCAUUGUAUAUCCGUAUUUGUGGUAAUUUUCCGAAUUUUCAUCCCUGUGCUUUCCUUGCUUACGUCAUGUGCUGUCCAUGCUUACCCCGUUCAUGAAACAAGUCCACAGAUACAACUUUUCACUGGAAUCGACGUGUAACGCUACCGUUAUCCUAAAGCUGCAACUCGAGGAUUUGAUUAGCUUUAAUCCAAUAUAGUGUGUCCAAU
Aphanomyces astaci is the source of this 1763-nucleotide messenger RNA. RefSeq lists its product as hypothetical. The record is from RefSeq and is a predicted model, not a curated record. NCBI's taxonomy places the organism in Eukaryota, Oomycota, Saprolegniomycetes, Saprolegniales, Verrucalvaceae. Gene Ontology annotation, cellular component: membrane. The coding region runs from base 33 to 821 and encodes 262 amino acids. Gene Ontology annotation, biological process: proteolysis. The transcript has 6 exons. Gene Ontology annotation, molecular function: serine-type endopeptidase activity.